Exophiala mesophila is the source of this 1087-nucleotide messenger RNA. RefSeq lists its product as uncharacterized. Gene Ontology annotation, cellular component: mitochondrial inner membrane. The transcript has a single exon. The coding region runs from base 149 to 922 and encodes 257 amino acids. Lineage: Eukaryota; Fungi; Ascomycota; Eurotiomycetes; Chaetothyriales; Herpotrichiellaceae. The record is from RefSeq and is a predicted model, not a curated record. Gene Ontology annotation, biological process: mitochondrial respiratory chain complex I assembly.
ACAGCAGCCCUUCAUUCCAUAUUUCGUUGAGUAGAAUGCUGCAGUUCUUACCACUGAUCUACACGCCCUAAUCGUGACGAUAUCAAUCAUUCUCACAGACGGCUGAACAUAAUUGCGUGGUUGUAUUAGCACAACCCACGACUCUACCAUGCGACCUCCAUCAAUCGAACUCCUCCGCGCUCUACGAGCCGCCACUUCAUCAUUUCCCGUGUCGUCACGAACAGCCGUUGGGCGCCGCCUCGCAUCAUCAUUAUCGCCACUACAGAGCCCGCGCGCAUUCUCGGCUCGAGGCCUGGCGACAAGCUCCCGACAGAAUGCGACCACACCCAAGGGCGCAGUGCGGAAUCGGGCGCCCAAAACCCACGAUCGAGGGCCCAUGUCGAACGAGGAGACGCAGACCGACUUCUCCAAGAUGGACAUCCUGGCCAGUGCCGGGGCUCAGACUCCAGCCACCAAUAUCGACGCUUGUACCGCGGGCGGCUUUCACUUGAACAACGGGACCAUCACCACCGGCGGGCUCGGUCUGUUGUUGCUUGACGGCGAGGCUUUUGUCUGGACACCCUGGCGGACGGGUGAAGGGUCAGGAGCAAGAAAAGGAGGUCAGCAACAAAGUCAUCAGAAAGGAGGAGAAGGAGGUUUCAGGAAUUUUCUGAAUGCAAGAGGCGUUCUAGACAUCCCCACCUCCAGCCUCGGAGUGCUUGAACUGGUACACCCCAAGCCGGAUCUGUUGAUCGUUGGCACCGGCAGGAAAUUGUACAUGCUCAGUCCUUCCACAAGAAAGUACAUCUAUGAGACCCUGGGCAUCCGCGUCGAUGUCAUGGAUACGGCCAAUGCCGCUGCCUCGUACAACUUGCUGGCCACCGAGAGGGGAGUCCAAAUGGUGGCAGCCUUGUUGAUUCCGGACGGCUUUGGGGGGAAAUGAAAUAAGCUCUAUGGAAGAAAGAUUUAGCCGUAAAUGCCAGCCAGCGCCGUGCCGGCCCUGAAUGGUACCAAGUCUAAUAGUCUAACCCUAAUGACUCUACUCUAGAGGCCUCCCUUUACAUAACGCCGAUCUGGGUAUCUCCGGAAAAAAAAACCACGGUCGUCC